Molecule: messenger RNA, 1874 nt
Organism: Macrobrachium nipponense
Lineage: Eukaryota; Metazoa; Arthropoda; Malacostraca; Decapoda; Palaemonidae
Product: piggyBac transposable element-derived protein 4-like
Exons: 3
Coding region: 1-1389 (462 amino acids)
Source: RefSeq, a predicted model, not a curated record
AUGCCUCCUGUAGUAUCUCCUGUGCCUCCUUCAGCGUCUCCUGCGGUUACAGCAGCUGUUCCUGUGCCUGAUAUUAGUCCCGUGGAGAUCAGGAGUAGGAAAAGGAGGAGAGGCCCUCUUUGCCCUGCAGAAGGUGUGGCAUUGAAGAGAUUGCCGGAUGACUCCUACAAGGCUAGGGACAACACGAAGUGGCACUCAAAGCCAAACCCAACAAUGCCACCCAUCCUGAAGAUCGACCAGUUUGACACUGCCGGCCCUACCAUGGCUGUCUUCGGGUGUAGGACUCCUGUUGAAGUCUUUGACAAAUUUUUGCCAAAUACGUUGCUUGUAGAAGUGAUCGUCCACACCAACGACAAGAUCACCACCCUCCGGAACAAGUUCGAGCUGCAAAACGACCCCACCUUCAAGGACUUGAGCCUCAUGGAGUUCCGUGCCUUCCUUGGGAUUCUCGUCAUGACAGGGGCACGGAAGGACAAUCAUCUGACAUCGGAAGAGAUGUUCUCCAGGUCUCUAGGAUGCCCCUUCUACAGGAGCGUCAUGAGUGAGCGCCGCUUCGCCUUUAUUCUUAGGGCCCUACGAUUUGACAGCCUUGCCACGAGGGAGGAGCGUGUGAAGACUGACAAAUUUGCUCCCAUAAGGAGUUUGUGGAACCAGAUCAUUGCAAAUUGCAUUGCAAACUACGAACCCAGUGGGCAACUUACUGUGGAUGAGCAGCUCCUCGCCUUCAGUGGACGGUGCGGUUUCAGGAUGUACAUCCCGAAUAAACCAGCAAAGUAUGGCAUCAAGUUAGUUAUGGCCUGUGAUGCAAAGACGUUCUACAUGUGCAAUGCCAUUCCCUACUUGGACAAGGGGACUACCACUACAAGUACGUCCUUGGGAGAGUACUUUACGUUGGAAGUAACCCGACCCUUCAGGAAGGCUGGGCGUAUUGUUACGACGGACAACUGGUUUACUUCCCUGCCACUAGCCAAGGGUCUCCGUCAAUUUGGGAUGCAUUUAGUUGGCACUAUUCGUCCCAAGCCUUACAUGCCUUCUGUGAUGCUGACAACGCCCCUGGAAUUAGGCGAAUGUGUGGCCUCGUAUAACUACAAGGACAAGGUCACCCUUUUGUGCCAACGUGUAAAGUCCACGAAAAGGAUCCAGAUUCUUUCCACAGUACAUCACAGUCCCACAGUUAUUGAGAACCAGAAAAGUCAAAUUCAUAUGUUUUAUAAUGCCACAAAGGGAGGAGUCGACAUCUUCGAUCAGAUAUGUUCUGCCCUGACCUGCAGCAGGAAGACCAGGAGGUGGCCCUUAUGUGUCUUCUAUGCGAUUAUCAAUAUUGUUGUGAAUAAUUCCUUCUUUAUCCACCAAAACUUGUCUGGCAACAAGUUGUACAACAGGAGGUAAUUUUCAUUGGAAUUGGCCAUGGAACUCGGCCUUGAUGCAGCACUUGCUCGACUUGGAAACAAGAGGUACCUCCCAAGGGACUUGACUUACCUCAUUUGUUCUGUUUUUGAGGUAAAAGAGCCCAAAGACGAGACUCCAGACACUCCAAAACGAAGUGACAAGAGCAACAGAUGCCCUCUCUGCCCUUCAUCUUCUAAUACCAGGACCAAGCUUUUGUGUGCUAAGUGCCAUAAGCCUGCGUGUAACUUUCGUGUCAACUACAUCUGCGACCAGUGCCCGACCAGUGCCAACUCACGUAAUCUGGCAGUUUCGCUGAUAUCGGCAAUGUUUUUACAUCAAUGUAUUCAGGAAAUAUUGUAAUUGCAGCACACAAGUCGUUUUUUGUCCAGUUUUUUUACUUUAAAGUGUACAGUGCCAAUUAUUUAACUAAAAUUGUAUUUUUAUACUUAUUUUCGUAAUUAUGUAAGUACAGGGUAAUUUUCAUA